AUGCCGGCGGCAUCGUCUCAGCCGCCGGUGGUCAAGCUAUCGCUUCCACUACAAUUCCAGCAGGAAAUAUACCGUUUGCUGCGCGCCGAAGAUGUUCUCGUCAUUCUUGCGCGAGGUCUUGGACUUCUCAAGAUCGUCACGAACCUGCUCCACUCAUAUGACGCCGUAGGCAAUUCCCUGGUGAUCAUUGUAGGGGCCGAAGACCGGGAAAACGAAUGGAUCGGCGAGGCUCUGGCAGAGCACUAUGCCAUGUCGAGGAGUCCCCUGGCCAAAGGGCUCAGAGUCAUCAAUACCGACAAGGCGACCGUGGCGGCACGCGAAAAGAUUUACUCCGAAGGCGGCAUCGUCUCGGUGACCAGUCGAAUCCUGGUGGUGGAUUUACUCUCGAAACUCUUAGACCCGGAGACCGUGACUGGGUUAGUUGUUCUCCAUGCCGAACGCGUGGUUGCCACGAGCAUCGAGGCUUUUAUUGUCCGCAUCUUUCGAGAACACAACAAAAUCGGCUUUCUCAAAGCCUUCAGUGACGCGCCCGAGCCUCUAGCUUCGUCCUAUGCACCGCUCGCCAGCUUGAUGAGAACACUGUUCCUACGCAAGCCGUCACUUUGGCCCCGAUUCCAUGUCUCGGUUGCACAGAGCUUGGAGAGCAAGAAACGGGCCGAUGUCAUUGAACUGGAAGUGCCCAUGACCCAAGCCAUGCAAGCCAUCCAGAAUGCUGUUCUAGAGUGUGUCGAGGUCAGCAUCUCUGAACUCAAAAAGGCAAACGCCGGGCUGGAGAUGGACGACUGGACCCUUGACUCGGCCUUGCACCAGAAUUUUGAUGCUAUUGUCCGGCGGCAGCUCGAUCCCGUCUGGCACCGAGUCAGUUGGCGAACCAAACAGAUAGCCAACGAUCUGACUGUCCUUCGGUCCAUCCUGCAUUCUCUGCUAAGCUACGACUGUGUCUCGUUGCUGAAAUACCUCGACACGGUGCUUGCCAGUCAUUCGCCGCCGCCGGGAUCGACGCGGCAGAACCAGUCGCCAUGGUUGUUCCUGGAUGCCGCGGCCACGAUAUUUCGAUCCGCCCGGGAUAGAGUGUAUAAAGGGAAAAUGGACGAUGGUGGCAACAAUGUCUUGCCGACGUCCAAACUACCGGAUUCUCUAGCGCCUGUACUGGAAGAACAGCCCAAGUGGGCAGUGCUGGCCGAGAUCCUGCAGGAAAUCGAGACGGACGCCUAUCUAAACCCCCAACUCAGAGACGACUCCAACCAGACUGUUUUGGUCAUGUGCAACGAUCAGAGGACGUGCCGACAGAUCAAGGAAUAUCUACAGACGAUGCACGUCAAACCCUUGCCGCAAGACAUGAACGACGGCCAAGCUCCCCACGAAGUGGAAGAGGAGGAACAGAAGGGAUCGGCUGAGUUUAUGAUGCGACGCAAGCUGCGCGAGUACCUUGGCUGGCGCAAGACGUUUGCCCAGGUCAGCGCUUCGUUGUUCGAGGAGAACCAGAAGUCCCUGAAUGACAUCAAAGGCGGUGCCGGCACGGCAGCAAGUCGACUCAACAGUAAAGCACCGGCCAACAAACGGCGACGGGUUCGAGGCGGAGGAAGCAGCGGCUUCAAUCCCACGCGGACCAUCAAUGGCGCCGUAGCUGCUGUGGAAGACAAAGAUGCCCAGGUGGCAGGACUCCUAGCGGAGCUGCGUCCCACAGAAUCCGAAGCAUUGCAGAAGGACGAUGUGAUUGUCGACGACCUCCGAGAUGCCGGCGAGGACAUGUUUGAACUAUACGACCCAUCCGACCAGGUAGUGGUGCACCCUUAUGACGGCGACCAGGACGACCAGCUCCUGGAAGAACUGCGACCAAAGUAUAUCAUCAUGUACUCUCCCUCAGCCGACUUCAUCCGCCGCGUCGAAGUAUACCGAUCCAGCCAUUCAGACCGCAACGUGCGCGCCUACUUCAUGUACUACGGAGGCAGUGUGGAAGAGCAGCGAUACCUCUCGGCAGUACGGCGCGAAAAGGACGCCUUCACCAAACUGAUCAAAGAACGGGGCAGCAUGGCCGUGACCUUGACAGAUAGUACAGUUGACCCUCAAGAAGCGUUCUUACGCACCGUCAACACCCGCAUCGCCGGCGGCGGCCGACUCGCAGCCACAGCGGCGCCUCCGACCGUGGUGGUCGACGUGCGCGAGUUCCGCUCCGCGCUUCCCAGUCUCCUGCACGGCCGCAGCAUGCAAAUCGUCCCCUGCCAACUGACCGUAGGCGACUACGUUCUCUCUCCCCAAAUUUGCGUCGAACGUAAAUCCGUGCGCGAUCUGAUCGCCUCGUUCAAAAACGGCAGAUUGUUCAACCAGGCCGAAACCAUGCUGCAAUACUACAAGUAUUCGUUCUUAUUGAUCGAAUUCGACCACAACAAGUCGUUUACCCUCGACCCGUUCGCCGAUUUGACGUCGGUAUCGACCUUGAAAAUGGGACCCGAUGCCGAAACAAAGGAUCUGCAAUCCAAAUUGGUCCUACUUACUCUGGCGUUCCCCCGUCUCAAGGUCAUCUGGUCAUCUUCGCCGUACCAGACCGCCGAGAUCUUUGAAGAGCUGAAAAAGCAGCAGGAGGAACCUGAUCCGCUGAAAGCCGUUCAAAUUGGCCUCGUUGAUGACGAAGACCCAGAUGACAAAACUUUCAAUACUGUACCCCAGGAUCUCCUUAGGACCAUCCCUGGCGUCACGCCCAAGAAUGCUAGCCGUUUGUACCUCGAGACCAAAAAUGUCGCACAGGUCGCAAACAUGAGUCUCGAGGAGUUGGAUCCCCUUGUUGGAAAAGAGGCCGGUCGCCAAAUCGUCCGCUUCUUCACAAAGAGUGUUUUUGACGAUGAAGAUUAG
Exophiala dermatitidis NIH/UT8656 is the source of this 2850-nucleotide messenger RNA. Its product is annotated as DNA excision repair protein ERCC-4. Gene Ontology annotation, molecular function: single-stranded DNA endonuclease activity; damaged DNA binding; single-stranded DNA binding. The transcript has a single exon. The coding region runs from base 1 to 2850 and encodes 949 amino acids. NCBI's taxonomy places the organism in Eukaryota, Fungi, Ascomycota, Eurotiomycetes, Chaetothyriales, Herpotrichiellaceae. Gene Ontology annotation, cellular component: nucleotide-excision repair factor 1 complex. Gene Ontology annotation, biological process: double-strand break repair via homologous recombination; nucleotide-excision repair involved in interstrand cross-link repair; double-strand break repair via single-strand annealing, removal of nonhomologous ends. The record is from RefSeq and is a predicted model, not a curated record.